Messenger RNA from Sesamum indicum (sesame), 1852 nucleotides. The record is from RefSeq and is a predicted model, not a curated record. Lineage: Eukaryota; Viridiplantae; Streptophyta; Magnoliopsida; Lamiales; Pedaliaceae.
GCUUCUCCUCUCUGCAUUUCUAUAUAAUAAUGUUUCUUUUGUUUUUUAGAUGAAUUUGCUGUCGAAUCGUGUACUAUUUUAAUGGUCUGAUUUAUUAAAAUCCCAGCAAUUUCAAUACUUGCAUGCCUUAUACAUGUUAACGAACUUUGUUGAAUUGAGUUAAGCAUGACAAGAUCAUGUCUUAUAGAAGCUUGUUGGCCCAACCACUCCCCUGUACAGGGCUUCAUGGAACAGAUCAUUUAUUGUUGGUGUUCUUCUGUAAUCUAUGCACAUUUGGUGUACUUAUGAUUCUUUUUGGCUUAAUCUUUUUGGUUUUUAACUGAUUUAAGCUGUUGUAGUUCAAUUAGAAUGUCCUCUCUGGAUUUGAAUUAUUGCCAUGCCUGUCCAUGAUUGAGCAAGGGGCGUCCCAAUAUGCAUGCAGAAUAAAAAUAGUUCUCAUUAAAAACCAUUGAAUGAUUUAUGUACAUGCCUAUCUGCAUAGAUAUCUCCAAUUACAAUUUGUCUAAUGGCUUUAUAAUUUUUGGAUAAUUGAUUCGGUGUUUCAAUAAACUGAAGGUAUUGCUUUAUCAUGUCUCUUUUGUUUCACUUGAGAUUACGUGAACCAAUUUAAAACCCUAUUUCCAUCCUCAGGCAUGAGCUUUUGCUAUUUGAAGCUCUCCGUGAAGGUUUGGAGGAAGAGAUGGACAGAGAUCCACGUGUCUGUGUAAUGGGCGAAGAUGUGGGCCAUUAUGGAGGUUCAUACAAAGUGACCAAGGGCUUGGCCACCAAGUUCGGUGAUCUCAGGGUUCUUGACACACCCAUUGCUGAAAACUCCUUCACUGGCAUGGCCAUAGGAGCUGCCAUGACCGGCCUGCGUCCCAUAGUUGAGGGAAUGAACAUGGGUUUUCUCCUUCUGGCUUUUAAUCAGAUCUCGAACAACUGUGGCAUGCUUCACUACACAUCUGGUGGGCAGUUUAAGAUACCAGUAGUCAUCCGUGGACCUGGUGGAGUUGGUCGACAACUUGGAGCGGAGCACUCACAACGCCUUGAGUCGUACUUCCAGUCGAUUCCUGGGAUUCAAAUGGUAGCUUGCUCGACCCCUUACAAUGCCAAGGGGUUGAUGAAGGCUGCUAUAAGGAGUGAGAAUCCCGUGAUUCUCUUUGAGCAUGUUUUACUCUACAAUCUAAAAGAGAGGAUUCCAGAUGAAGAGUAUGUAUUGAAUCUUGAGGAAGCUGAGAUGGUCAGACCGGGUGAGCAUGUUACCAUUCUGACGUACUCCAGAAUGAGGUAUCACGUCAUGCAGGCUGCAAAGACUCUGGUCAACAAAGGAUACGACCCAGAAGUCAUCGAUAUCAGAUCGCUGAAGCCAUUUGAUCUUUACACAAUUGGGAAUUCAGUGAAAAAGACUCAUCGUGUGCUCAUUGUGGAGGAAUGCAUGAGAACUGGAGGUAUUGGCGCCAGCUUGACGGCAUCCAUUAAUGAAAAUUUCCAUGAUUAUUUGGAUGCCCCGAUUGUGUGCUUGUCGUCACAGGACGUACCAACUCCAUAUGCGGGAGUUCUGGAAGAAUGGACAGUGGUUCAACCUGCACAGAUUGUGGCUGCAGUGGAGCAGCUUUGCCAGUAGUCCCAGCGAGUUGAGUUAUGUUUGGGUAAAAUAGCAAACAUAAGAUUCUAUUUAGGUAUGUAUUAAAAUUGCAAAUCAAAUAAUGUGGUUUGCAGCUUCAUUUGGAUGGUGGUAUUGCCAAAUUUUGUAAGAAAUUUUAGGUUUGUUGAAGUUGUGGUUGCUCUGUAAUUUCUUUUUCUCUUGUCAUAACUGGUGUUUUCGUUUGAGACUGAUGAACUAGUUGAAUUGUUGGUUGUUUUUACCAUGAAA